AUGAUUGGGUUCCGGGAGCUUUUGUUACUGAACAACGACGGAAAAAUAAUUUGGCGGACUGGGCCGUGGAACGGGAGAAAGUUUAGCGGUGUACCGGGGAUGAAAGCGGUGAGUAUAAUGCAGUUUGAAUUUGAGGAGAACUCCGAGGAGAUAAUUUAUUCAUUUGAAAUGCUGAAUGCUUCUCUUUAUUCACGUGUGGUUAUGAAUUCUUCUGGUAUUGCUCAAAGAUUCGUUUGGGCUGAAACAACAAAAACCUGGAAUGUAUUCUGGUCUUUCCCCGAUGAUUAUUGCGAUAAGUUUAAUGAAUGUGGGCCCUUCGGCUUUUGUGAUGCAAACACUGCACCGAUGUGCAAUUGCAUGACACCCGGAUUCGCGCCGAAAAACAAACAAGCAUGGGAUUUUCGAGAUGGGUCCGAUGGGUGUGUUCGGAAUCGGAGCUCCAAAUUGGAUUGUGGGUCGGAUGGAUUUCUGCCAUUGAAGAACAUGAAAUUGCCGGAGAGUUCGAAAGCGUUUGUAGAUCAGACGAAGAAUUUGAGCGAGUGUGGUGAGAUUUGCAAAAAGAAAUGUUCUUGUGCAGCUUAUGCUAAUAUGGAUGUCACUGAAGGCGGGUCGGGUUGUCUGAUUUGGGAAAUGGAUCUGGUCGAUAUGAGGCGGUAUGCUGAUUCUGAAGAUGGUGGACAGGAUCUUUACGUUAGAGUUGCAGCUUCUGACUUGGGCGAAUCACCGAUGACUAAAAGUUCUAAAAAUAGCUCCGGCAGCAACAACAAAGUUGUCAAACUUGUUGGCAUUACCAUCGGUGCUAGUGUGGUGCUGAUAUUUCUAAUUAUACUCUUUCACUUGAUGAGGAAGAAACUACAAAGGUUGAAAAAACUAGAGUCAGAUAUACCAGCUCCAGAAAAACGAGUCAAAGAUUUCACAUUAAAAGAUGGGGUGGUGGUGCCAAAUAAAAGAGAUUAUUAUGGUGAAACAAAGACAGAUGAACUUGAGUUACCUUUGUUCGAUUUUAUGACACUUGUUAUGGCUACAAACAACUUCUCGAACUCAAGUAAACUUGGGCAAGGCGGGUUCGGGUGUGUUUAUAAGGGUACAUUAAAGGAAGGUGAAGUUGUAGCGGUAAAAAGACUCUCAAGAAUUUCUGAUCAAGGGAUUGAAGAACUUAAAAACGAGGUUCAGUUAAUCGCGAAACUCCAACAUCGGAACCUUGUUCGAGUAUUAGGUUGUUGCAUUGAAGCCGAAGAGAAGUUAUUGGUUUAUGAGUUCAUGGAAAAUAAAAGUCUCGAUAUGUUCCUUUUUGACAAAGAGAAAAACGUUACUCAGUUGGAAAAUCAGACUCGAGAUCAUAUGUGGGAUUGCUCGAGGGAUUCUUUAUCUUCAUCAAGAUUCAAGAUUUAAGGUCAUUCACCGGGAUCUAAAAGCUAGUAAUAUUUUGCUCGAUAGACAAAUGAACCCGAAGAUAUCUGAUUUUGGUAUGGCACGGAUUUUUUGGGGUGAUCAAAAUGUAGCGAAAACAAAGAAAGUGGUUGGAACAUACGGUUAUAUGUCACCUGAAUAUGCAAUGGAUGGGCAUUUUUCAACAAAAUCAGAUGUGUUCAGUUUUGGAGUUUUGGUUCUCGAGAUAGUAAGCGGUAAAAAGAACACCGGAUCAUGUUAUACAAGUAGUCAACACAACCUUCUGAGAC
Molecule: messenger RNA, 1679 nt
Organism: Lactuca virosa
Lineage: Eukaryota; Viridiplantae; Streptophyta; Magnoliopsida; Asterales; Asteraceae
Source: the annotation of a GenBank genome assembly